Elaeis guineensis (African oil palm) is the source of this 1038-nucleotide messenger RNA. Lineage: Eukaryota; Viridiplantae; Streptophyta; Magnoliopsida; Arecales; Arecaceae. The record is from RefSeq and is a predicted model, not a curated record.
AUGUUUAUGAGAGCAGCAGCAGUCUUGCUUAUAGUAGUGUCAGGCUGGGCCUUCCAGGCAAUCCAGCCUCCCCGUCCAAAAAUUUGCGGCUCUCCGGACGGCCCUCCCAUCACCUCUUCCAGAAUUCAACUCAGAGACGGCAGGCAUCUGGCCUACAAGGAAGUGGGAACAACCAAGGAGAAGGCCAAGUACAAAAUCAUCGUCGCCCAUGGCUUGGAUGGCUCUAAAGACUUCACCAUACCUGCCUCUCGAGAACUGGUAGGUGAGUUGGGGAUAUACUUUCUGUCAUAUGACAGAGCAGGAUAUGGGGAGAGCGACCCGAACCCAAAGCGGACAGUGAAGAGCGAAGCUAUGGACAUUCAGGAGCUCGCCGACCAGCUGGAGAUCGGAGCAAAGUUUUACGUAAUUGGAGCCUCCAUGGGAGGUUAUGCUGCCUGGAGCUGUCUGAACUACAUACCCCACAGGUUAGCAGGAGCAGCCCUUGUAGUGCCAAUCAUUAAUUACUGGUGGCCUUCAUUUCCUGCCAAUCUGACAAGGCAGGUCUACGAGAAGAAGCUGGUGCAGGACCAAAGGACACUUUGGAUUGCACACCAUAUUCCUUCCCUGUUAUACGCAUGGAUGACUCAAAAAUGGCUCCCCACAUCGGCUGUUAUUCAGAGGGACCCAAGAAUUUACAGUGAUCUAGAUAAAGAAAUUCUCCAGAAGAUGGCAGAGUCAAGUGUGUUCCAGGAUAAGGCAAGACAACAAGGUGUUUUCGAGUCUCUCCAUCGAGACCUGAUAGUUGCUUUCAGCAACUGGGAGUUUGACCCAAUGACUAUGAACAACCCAUUCCCCCAAGAUGAAGGCACCGUUCACAUCUGGCAAGGCUAUAAAGAUAGGCUGAUCCCAGUGGAACUACAACGCUAUGUUGCACAAAAGCUUCCUUGGAUACGGUAUCAUGAGAAUCCUGAAGGCGGGCACCUGUUUUUCCUAAUUGAUGGUUGGGCUAACACCAUCCUCAAGGCACUUCUGCUUGGACAGGAGGCCACUGUUAUAUAA